Messenger RNA from Acanthoscelides obtectus, 399 nucleotides. The record is from the annotation of a GenBank genome assembly. NCBI's taxonomy places the organism in Eukaryota, Metazoa, Arthropoda, Insecta, Coleoptera, Chrysomelidae.
GCUGCUACGGGUAUAAGUGAAUGCAUUUAUCUAAACAGAAUAGGUUAUAUUCAAGUAGCUUUUCAUUUUCAUCUCCAUCUAAAAGGCGGAAAAGAAAAUCACCUGUUCUGGAUAAAAUGACUGCAGGACAAAUUGAAGAAAUUAAAGCAAUCAUACAUGAUUUUUAUAUUUUGGAAAAAAGAAAACCUACGCUGAAAAGAAAACUCGGCACGUCGCUCGUGGGAUAGUGGACAUCUCCGGGGAGGCCACGGAAUGUACUCUCGUCGCGAUAUCAGUUUUCCACUAAACAUUUCGUUUACAACCGCUAAAGACUCGUUGGCGGUAUGGGAUGUCGUGCCAUCUUGUGGAAACCAGGUCCUGCUAGCUUGCUACACUACGGACAUCAUAGGAUCUGCCGCA